GAUGUGUGUCGCCGCUUAGGUGACGCUGGGAAGUGCUUGCAGCCGCCGCCGCUGCCUUUUGGUUGAAGCACUAUGGAGGGAGAGAGAAAGAACAACAAUAAACGGUGGUAUUUUACUCGAGAACAGCUGGAAAAUAGCCCAUCCCGUCGUUUUGGCCUGGACCCCGAUAAAGAACUUUCUUAUCGCCAGCAGGCGGCCAAUCUGCUCCAGGACAUGGGCCAACGUCUUAACGUCUCACAAUUGACCAUCAACACUGCUAUAGUGUACAUGCAUCGAUUCUACAUGAUUCAGUCCUUUACACAGUUCCAUCGAAAUUCUGUGGCUCCAGCAGCCUUAUUUUUAGCAGCCAAAGUAGAGGAGCAGCCCAAAAAACUGGAACACGUCAUCAAGGUAGCACAUGCUUGUCUCCAUCCACAGGAAUCACUUCCUGAUACUAGGAGUGAGGCUUACCUGCAACAAGUUCAAGAUCUGGUGAUAUUAGAAAGCAUAAUUCUGCAGACUUUAGGCUUUGAACUAACAAUUGAUCACCCACAUACACAUGUGGUAAAGUGCACUCAACUUGUUCGAGCAAGCAAGGACUUAGCACAGACUUCUUACUUCAUGGCAACCAACAGCCUGCAUUUGACCACAUUUAGCCUGCAGUACACACCUCCUGUGGUGGCCUGUGUCUGCAUUCAUCUGGCUUGCAAGUGGUCCAACUGGGAGAUCCCAGUCUCAACUGAUGGGAAGCACUGGUGGGAGUAUGUUGACGCCACUGUGACCUUGGAACUUUUAGAUGAACUGACACAUGAAUUUCUACAGAUUCUGGAGAAAACCCCCAACAGGCUCAAACGAAUUCGGAAUUGGAGGGCAUGCCAGGCUGCCAAGAAAACAAAAACGGAUGACCGAGGAGCAGAUGAAAACACUUCGGAGCAGACAAUCCUUAAUAUGAUUUCCCAGAGCUCUUCAGAUACAACUAUUGCAGGUUUAAUGAGUAUGUCAGCUUCUUCUACCACAAGUGCAGUGCCUUCCCUUCCAGCCACUGAAGAGUCAACCAGUAACUUAAGCAAUGUGGAGAUGUUGCCGAGUGAGCGUUGGCUGUCCUCCCACCCUCCUUUUAAGGUAGAACCUGCUCAGGGUCAUCGGACUAGUGAGAAUUUAGCACUUAUAGGAGUUGAUCAUUCCUUGCAACAGGAUGGUUCAAAUGCAUUUGUUUCCCAGAAGCAGACUAGUAAGAGUGUGCCAUCAGCUAAAGUAUCACUGAAAGAAUACCGUGCAAAGCAUGCAGAAGAGUUGGCUGCCCAGAAGAGGCAACUGGAGAACAUGGAGGCCAAUGUGAAGUCACAGUAUGCCUUCGCUGCCCAGAAUCUUCUGGCUCACCAUGAUAGCCAUUCUUCCCUCCUUCUGAAAAUGCCCACAGAGGGCUCAGAAAACCCUGAGCGGCCUUUUCUGGAAAAGACUGACAAAACAGCUCUCAAAAUGAGAAUCCCAAUGACAAGUGGAGAUAAAGCUGCCACUUCAAAACCAGAGGAGAUAAAAAUGCGCAUCAAAGUUCACACUGCCGCUGACAAGCACAAUUCUGUAGAUGACAGUGUCACAAAGAGCCGUGAGCACAAAGAAAAGCACAAGACUCACCCAUCUAAUCAUCAUCAUCAUCAUAAUCACCACUCACACAAACACUCUCACUCACAGCUUCCAGCUAGUACUGGGAACAAACGUCCAGGUGAUCCAAAACAUAGUAGCCAGACAAGCACCUUAGCACACAAACCCUAUAGCUUGUCUAGCUCUUUCUCCUCUUCCAGUUCUUCUCGUAAAAGGCCCUUCCCUGAAGAGACUGGAGGGGCAGUGUUUGAUCAUUCAGCUAAGACUGCCAAGAAUACUAAAUCCUCUUCCAUAAAUUUCUCCUUCCCUCCUCUUCCUGCAAUGGCCCAGUUGCCUGGGCAUAGCUCAGACACAAGUGGCCUUACUUUUUCACAGCCCAGCUGUAAAACUCGAGUUCCUCACAUGAAAUUGGAUAAAGGCUCCACUGGGGCCAAUGGUCACAAUGCAACCCAGACCAUAGACUAUCAAGAUACUGUGAAUAUGCUUCACUCCCUUCUCCAUGCCCAAGGCGUUCAGCCCACUCAGCCACCUGCGUUUGAGUAUGUUCAUUCUUAUGGAGAAUAUCUGAAUCCACGGGCUGGUGGAAUGUCCUCCAGACCUGGCAAUACAGACAAACCCCGGCUACCACCUCUACCAUCAGAACCUCCUCCACCACUUCCACCCCUUCCCAAGUAAAAAAGAAAAAGAGGAGAAAAAAACUUUAAAAACACAUCUUUUUUUUUUUUUUUUUUAAACUACUGAUUCUGGACUAAGAAAAUUACUUCCCUUAUGAAACAUGUCACCCUUGUUGGACUAGAAAUAAAUUUAUAUUGAGACAUGGGAA
Molecule: messenger RNA, 2404 nt
Organism: Lagenorhynchus albirostris (white-beaked dolphin)
Lineage: Eukaryota; Metazoa; Chordata; Mammalia; Artiodactyla; Delphinidae
Gene: CCNT1
Product: cyclin T1
Exons: 9
Coding region: 73-2256 (727 amino acids)
Biological process (GO): regulation of transcription by RNA polymerase II; positive regulation of DNA-templated transcription, elongation
Cellular component (GO): cyclin/CDK positive transcription elongation factor complex; nucleus
Molecular function (GO): cyclin-dependent protein serine/threonine kinase activator activity
Source: RefSeq, a predicted model, not a curated record